Messenger RNA from Cordyceps militaris CM01, 330 nucleotides. Its product is annotated as Barwin-related endoglucanase. The record is from RefSeq and is a predicted model, not a curated record. The coding region runs from base 1 to 330 and encodes 109 amino acids. The transcript has a single exon. NCBI's taxonomy places the organism in Eukaryota, Fungi, Ascomycota, Sordariomycetes, Hypocreales, Cordycipitaceae.
AUGCACUUCACCGUCUUCGCCGUCUUCGCCGCCGCCGUCGUCCAUGCCGGCCAUGCCACCUACUUUGAGCCCAACGGAAACGCGGGUGCCUGCGGUUGGGACAUCAGCAACGACGUCUGGGCUGUUGCCCUCCCUCCCCAGGCUUGGGACAAUGGUGCUCACUGCGGCAAGGGCAUCAAGAUCAAGAGCAACGGCAAGACGCUGGACGGCUACAUUGCCGACCUCUGCGCCGAGGGCUGCGCUUCCGACCAGGUCGACCUCACCCGCGGCUUCUUCCAGCAGUUUUCUCCCCUCUCCGCGGGUAAAAUUGUUGUCGACUGGUCGUACUAA